AUGGAGCCCUCAUCGGACAAAAUCGACUGCAUCACAGUCAUCAUCCCUAUCUCGUCUUGGGAAGGUCAGCCUACGCUCUUUCGAAUCUGGGUAACCGCGCGGUUUGUGGGCGUCGAGGUUAUCCCUCAGCGAGGGACAACGAAUCGCAAGCCGGGUUUCAAGAAGAGCCAAGAUGUCAGCGACCAUGGACCCGACGAGCUUCUCAUCCCGCCGGCAGGCAACUACGAGCCUUCCUCAGUUCCAUCUCCCCGCGCCGGGAGAGAUUCCCAGAGUGACGAGCGAUGGCCUAAGUCCCCUCUCCAGCGCCAACACCGGGAGCUCUCAGGGCUCCGGCGCGGCCGGCGGGCUCGCUGGAUAUUACGGAAACCAUGCCCACGGCUCCUGGCCCACGCCGGGAGUGGCAACAGCUCCUACACGUUUGGUUCGACAAAUCAGCAGGGCCAGUCACUAACGCAGUCGGCGUACGGGAAUAGGGGGUCUACGGACAUUCGCAUUACGGCCCACGACAUCCCCAGUCCCCACCCAACGCGAACGACGCUCUCCCCCUCCGACCUACGACCAAACUCACCACCAGUCGUAUCAGUCCCAGCUGCCUAG
Molecule: messenger RNA, 597 nt
Organism: Parascedosporium putredinis
Lineage: Eukaryota; Fungi; Ascomycota; Sordariomycetes; Microascales; Microascaceae
Source: the annotation of a GenBank genome assembly